Molecule: messenger RNA, 1326 nt
Organism: Penicillium canescens
Lineage: Eukaryota; Fungi; Ascomycota; Eurotiomycetes; Eurotiales; Aspergillaceae
Product: Zn(II)2Cys6 transcription factor domain-containing protein
Exons: 4
Coding region: 1-1326 (441 amino acids)
Biological process (GO): regulation of DNA-templated transcription
Molecular function (GO): zinc ion binding; DNA-binding transcription factor activity, RNA polymerase II-specific
Source: RefSeq, a predicted model, not a curated record
AUGGUCGGAAGGCCUCGGAGUCAAGGGUGCGAAAAUUGUCGGAAAAGGAAAAAGAAGGUAGAGGACUAUCUAUUGGCCGGGCUGUUGCGCCUUUUUCUUUGUGGAAGAGAAGAGCCCAAGUGCAUAGCCUGCGAGAAAGCUGGCUGGAUCUGUCCGGGUUAUCUCCGCCAAUGGAAAUUCGUCGACCAGACUGAUGCCAUGGCAAAGCUCUACUCUAAGAAAUGGUAUAUUUUCGAGGAGAACUACCUUGAUUGCUCGAAGACUCCCUCAAAUAGCCAAGAGACUGUGCUUUGGGACUUAAAUUUGCACUUGGUGGGUGAGAAGAUCUCGUCCGUGUUAGUCUACUUGCUGGAAAAUCCCCGGAGCCAGGCAAUCUUUCCUCUCGCAUCCCACGGCAGCUUCUAUUCAAUCAUCCCUAGUCGGUUAGGUCACAAUGCGGCUUUGGACUCAGCUGUUUCGUGCAUGUGCAACGUCUUCAUACACUUUAUGUCAGGACAGUCGAAAGCCACCGCCGCGAUCAUUGAAGAAUAUGUAAAAAGUCUGCAAACGCUGCGCGGUGUGCUUGACAACCCGCGGUUACGACGGCAUGCGGAGACGCUGUGUGCGUCCAUAAUCCUACAACUAUGCGAGCUUCUGUUGAAUAAGGACUUUGGCCAAUGGAUUGAUCUUUGCCAAGGGUCGAAGCGUCUUAUCGAAGAACGUGGACCUAACGGAUUCCCAGAACAAUUUGAAAGGGAGUUGCUUGAAUCGCAGCAGGGUUUCAUUCCGUCCUUCUUGGCACAGCCGGACUGGCGACACCUGAUGGACAACUUAGACAACGGGAUCGCAGUACGACUGCAGCUUUGCAGCCAGUUGUUAGAUGUACCAGUGCUUUUGGCGGAAGCGUCUAGUGUACUGGCACGGCAACUGACUAGAGCAGAACCUUGUCUGUUUGAAAUCAAGGACAUCACCAGUCGUAUGCUGACCCAGCAUGACAAGUUCGAAGCAUGGUAUCUCGAACAGAGAUGGCCACGACCUAUCGAUAACACAUUGUCUGACUCCACUCAGCCUCUCUACCCAAAUCUUCUUUACGCUGUUUUCGACUUUUUGUCAAACUUGAUUCUCAUCGUGAUGGAAAGGGUCUACUACCGGCUGAUAGACUUCCAACCAGUCAUACACCGACAGGGGUCUGCUAUAUGCCCAACUGCUCGUCAUCGAGCAAGACAGGAGCUUAUGGAUGGAGCAAUAUCAUUUGUGAAGAGGUAUUCGAGAGCCGCGGCUAAGCCAAUUGAAUAUGAAGCCCAACGGCUAAGAAAUUCUGGUCUGGCUAUCAAAUCACUUUGGUAG